UAACCCUUAUCUAGUCCUAGUUAUUUACUUGGGCGUGUGAUAUUAAGAUCUUAUCUUGCAGUCUUUGGUUCUUAUGAACCAUGUUGAUCCCUGAAGACCAAAUAUGGAUGGUCGUUGUUGGUUUCAUAAUAGCUUUUAUUCUUGCUUUUGGAAUUGGUGCAAAUGAUGUGGCAAAUUCAUUCGGGACUAGUGUUGGGGCCAAAGUAUUAACACUGAAACAAGCUUGUAUUCUUGCUACAAUCUGUGAAUUAAGCGGUUCUGUUCUUUUAGGUGCUAAAGUUUCCAAUACCAUACGGAAAGGUAUUGUUAGUGUCGAACUUUUUCAAACCAUCGACAACGGGCAUGUACUCUUGAUGGCCGGACAGGUUGCUGCUCUGGGUGGUUCUUGUAUUUGGCUUUUGGUUGCUACAUUCUUCCGUCUUCCAGUCUCUGGCACACAUAGUAUUGUAGGUGCAACGAUGGGUUUUAGUCUUGUUGUUUUUGGACUCAAUGCUAUUCAAUGGAAAGGACUACUCAAAAUUGUUGGAUCAUGGUUUCUCUCACCUCUUCUAAGCGGUUUGGCAUCUAUCGGAGUAUUUUUCCUGAUGCGUUUUAUGGUGCUGAGAAAAGAAGAUCCUCUUGAACCUGCACUUAAACUUAUCCCAGGUUUUUUCGGCACAGUGGUUCUGGUCAAUAGUUUUUCAAUAUUUUACGAAGGACCUUCAUUGCUGAAAUUCGAUAGGAUACCUCUUUAUGGAAUAUUUAUAAUUAGCUGUGGUUUAGGUAUUAUCACUGUUCUACUUGUGAAGUUUGUUUGGGUACCUUUGGUUCGUCGACAUAUUUUAACUGGAGAAUCGAGUAGACAUAUUUUAAAAGGCUAUUGUUCCCGUAAGAGCAAAAAGAAAUUGUCUGUCGCCGUAGACGAUAAGUAUCAAUCUGUUGAGGAUAAUAAAUCUUCCAAACUUUCAAGCAGUAAUCAUGAAUCGAUUGAUAUGGAUACGUAUGUACCUCGUGCAGAGGGAGAGGCUGUGGUUGGAUUUCGAAACAAUGUUGCCAAAGGAAAUACAGAUGACAAAGACAAACUUGGACGAGUUACUAAUGAAAAUAAUGGUGUAUUGCAGGGAUUAGAAAAUCAAAAUAAAGUUUCAAGUCAUUUCGAAGUGAAACCAAGUAAUCCAGAUGAAACAGUUUAUAAAAGAAAUCAGUUAAAUAAGGUUUUGGAUUAUUCACCAAAUGAUCAAAAUGCCAUCACGGAUGGUAGUCAUAAUUUAACUAAUGGUAAAAUGAAUGUAUCAUUUCCUCCUAACCUGUCUACAAUUGGUGAAGAACCAGAUCCUAUCGAUUCAGUUAAAGAUCGUCCUGCUGAAGCUCAAGUUUUCUCUUCUUUACAAAUUUUAACAGCUGUUUUUGGAUCAUUUGCUCAUGGUGGUAAUGAUGUAAGUAAUGCUAUCGGGCCGUUGAUUGGUUUAUGGCUUAUUGCCACAACACAAUCAGUUGAUUCAUCGAAAACUACAGAUGUUUGGAUUUUGGUUUAUGGUGGUGUUGGUAUAUCAGUUGGUCUUUGGAUAUGGGGUAGACGAGUUAUUCAAACAUUAGGUGAAGAUCUGACGAAAAUAUCACCUUCCAGUGGUGUUUGUAUUGAAAUUGGUUCAGCCCUAACUGUAUUAAUUGCUAGUAAAAUUGGUCUGCCAAUAUCAACUACACAUUGUAAAGUUGGUUCAGUCGUAUUUGUUGGACGUGCACGUUCUAGAGACAAUGUUAAUUGGGGUAUAUUUCGUAAUAUUCUAGUUGCAUGGUUGGUAACCUUACCCGCUGCUGGUGCUAUCUCUGCUUUACUCAUGUAUAUAUUUACAUUUGUAGUAUGAAUUUAGUUUAUUAUAUUAUUAUUAUUAUUAAAUAUUUUAUGAUUAAAAAAUCUGUUUUUAUAAGUAAAAAGAACGAACAGAAUAAACUAAAUCUCACAAAUCAUUAAUGUAACUUCUUGUUUGUAUCCUCAUUCAUUUUGAGCGAACUGAUUGAUUUUUUUCUGCUCACUUCUUCAUUUACGUACUAGAUUUCUAUUGUUUUUGUUCUUUUUUUCGUUCAACACAUCCGCUUGUAAACACAUAUGCACAUACACAGAGUAGAAAAACAUUUACUUUUCUCCCUCGUUAUCAUUACUAUUAUUAUGAAGUGAUCUCGUAUUAAUUAGAUAAAUGUUCUUAUUAGUGCAAGUGGUGAUGGUUUAUUUAGUUGAUGUUCUGUUUAAAAAUAAAAGUUCCCUUAAUCUCUCAUCAUCUUUAUUACGUUCAACGUCUGUGGAAAUAGUACCCUGUUCACCAGUUAACACUGUACACAGUUUACUCACAUACAUACACAUAAACAGAGACAAGGAAUAGUAAAAAGAAAACAGAUUUGUAGCAACAUCCUUUUGAAUUGUAACAUAAAACAUUAUUAUUUCCUUGUAAUUUUGUUUUUAUCAACUAAUAUUAGUGAAAAAGUUUUAUUUUUCUAGUUACUACUUCCUUGAUAAGUUGUUUGUUUAAUGAGCAGUUAUUAUUAAUUAUUAAUUUAUGAUGUGAUUCAAUUAAUUAAUUAAGAGAACCUUUGAAAAAUGUUUGUUCGGUUGUUUUUUUUUCCCAUGUUUCUUUAUUAAUCAUAUAAACUAUAGGAUAUAUAAAUUGAACUAAUGAUAUCACUUUUUGUAAGAAAUAAAUCUUGGAUUUGUUUCGAUCAAUGAUGAGACGACGUUAAUACAUAGUAAAAUGGUAUUAUAUUCACUUUGAACACCAUUAUUUACAGUGGUGUUAUUUUCUCUGAGCUGGAUGGUUUGUUGUAGGGUCUUUUUUAUUGUCGUCGUUGACUGCAUCAUGUAGAAUAUUCUGAUGGAGAUUUUCAAACAAUGAUAAAUGCUUUGCAAUUAAAUCAUCCAUUUGAUGAAAGUACAUAACACUACCAAAUGGAUUGAUGGGAGCUGCAAACGUUCUCCAUUAUUUCGAUAUUACUUAUCUUUGAAUAGUGGAUAGAUAAUGGAUGUUAUCAUAUUGUAUCUUAGAUCUUAUUUCAAUAUACUGAGUUAUCUCAAAAUGUAUCUUUACAUAUAGACUUUUUAGUGGG
Molecule: messenger RNA, 3075 nt
Organism: Schistosoma curassoni
Lineage: Eukaryota; Metazoa; Platyhelminthes; Trematoda; Strigeidida; Schistosomatidae
Source: the annotation of a GenBank genome assembly